AUGAACAUUAAAAUAUAUCAAGUCGAUGCCUUUACGGAUCAGUUAUUUGGCGGUAAUCCGGCGGCUGUAUGCCCAUUAGACAAAUGGUUACCCGAUUCAUUGAUGCAAAAAAUUGCAGCUGAAAACAAUCUUGCUGAAACGGCUUUUUUCGUGCCAAAUUUCAGCAAUGACGGAUACGAACUUCGUUGGUUUACCCCACAACUGGAAAUAGAUCUUUGUGGUCAUGCAACAUUAGCGGCUGCACAUAUCAUUUUCACUGAAAUGUCUUCAAUGAAUGAGGAAAUCAACUUUCAGACCAAGAAAGCUGGUGAACUUAAAGUAACUCGCCAAAAGGAGAAUGAUUUAUACAUCCUCAAUUUUCCAGCCCGUCCAGCAGCGAAAACAGAUUUGCCCGACGGAUUGUUGUCAGCGUUGCGCAGCAAUGUAACUCCCAUAGAAGUUUAUAAAGCAAGAGAUCAUAUGCUCGUUUAUGAAAACGAAGUCGACGUCAAACAAUUGUCGCCAGAUUUUAUGGCAUUAGCUAAAAUUGAUACUAUUUUUAGUGUGAUUGUUACUGCUCCUGGUGAUGAAGUCGAUUUUGUUUCGAGGUUUUUUGCGCCAAGCGCUGGCAUUUCUGAAGAUCCCGUUACUGGUUCAUCACAUUGCAGUCUAAUCCCUUAUUGGGCUGAACGAUUAGGUAAAAAUCAGCUGCAUGCUUACCAGAUUUCAGCACGUAAAGGGGAACUUUGGUGUGAAAAUCAAGGUGACCGGGUGCUCAUGUCGGGCAAAGCAGUUACCUAUUUAAAAGGUGAAAUAAACGUUUGA
This is a messenger RNA of Rotaria sp. Silwood2, 804 nucleotides long. NCBI's taxonomy places the organism in Eukaryota, Metazoa, Rotifera, Eurotatoria, Philodinida, Philodinidae. The record is from the annotation of a GenBank genome assembly.